CUUUGUUUAAAGCUUUUGUCUUAAAAGUAGUCCAUGUACUUUAUUACCCGCAACUUUGCAAUCCACCUUCACCUCUGUAUUUUCUGACGACACAUCAUUCGUGGCCAAAACCCGGUCUAGCUGAGUAUACGGCCAAUUAUAUUCAUCAAUGAUGACUGCCAAUUUUCAACUUCCAUUCCAAUGUAUCCAAUAUCUGGAGAAACGGAAUGCGGGAUCCCAGCGGUUCCUUAUCGCAUCGUCCGGGGGCAAGAUCUACUCCUACUCUGCAGAGACCGGACACCGCCUCUCUUCUUGGCCACGAGAUGUAGAUGCAAGCAAUGCAAAUAAUUCCAAAGCAACCGAUGCAGAAAAUGGUUCAGAUGACCAAGUACCGCCAGAGAAGAAGCGAAAGGUUUCCCCAUCCGCGGAGGAAACAGUGCGAAAUUCCAAGUCGGCUGCUAAAGCCCCGGCUUGGUCUAGCAUUCCUAUUUUGGUUGCGCAUCCGAAUGGAGAUCAUGUAGUCGCACUCACUGCAGAAGACAAGUACAUUCGUGUCUUCCACUUGAAGGAAGAUGGCACUUUUGAACAACUCAGUGAAAGAUGUAUGCCAAAAAGGCCAUGCAGUAUUGUUCUGACCGACGAUGGCAACACAAUCCUGUGUGGUGAUAAAUUUGGAGAUGUUUACUCGCUACCACUUCUUCCCGGCGAUGAGCCUUAUGUUGCGCCAAAGCCUGCUAGUCGGCCGAAAGUACCCGCAGCAACAACCCUCACUGUGCACAGUAAGCGGAAUCUUGAAUCUUUGGAGCAACAAUUGCGCUACGGUCAAAAGACAACAUCUACUGAAGAGAAGCCCGCACUGAAUUUCCAGCAUCAAUUGCUUCUUGGCCAUGUGUCAUUGCUCACGGAUGUGGCUUAUGUGUCGGUACCCAAGGGUGUUGAUUCCGCUCAAAGUCGCAGUUACAUUCUGACAGCAGACCGAGAUGAACAUAUCCGGAUCUCUCGCUAUCCUCAGGCCCAUAUAAUUGAGGGCUACUGCCUGGGCCAUACUGCGUUUGUUAGUAAGCUCUGCAUUCCUCGGUGCGCUCCAGAAAUUCUCAUCUCCGGCGGAGGUGAUGAUUUCCUCCUGGUCUGGAAGUGGUCUGAGGGCCUUAUCCUACAGAAGAUUCCCCUAGUGGAGCAUCCAUCAGAAACUACUCAGGUUGUAGUUCGUGGGAUUUGGGCGACAUCUUUUGGUGCAUUGAACAUUAUUCUUGUUGCACUUGAUGGGUCCUCACAGCUCCAAUGCUUUGUGCUCGAAUCAGACGGUACCUUGAAAGCACAGAACCCUAUCGAAAUGUCUGGCAACGUAUUAGACGUGACCAGCAUUGAAAAGGAUAGCACGAUUGUUGUCUCUGUGGACAGCAUCCGUGAAGAGGGCUCAACCCACGAGUGGAGAUCCAAUGCAACAAGCCCCUCGAAUUUAAUUGAAACGUACCGUGUGAAGCCAGGGACAGAAAACUUGGAGUGGGAGCCAGUUACAGAUUCGCUUGCUACCAACAUUAGCUCUAGUGGCACCUCGGAUGUUCCAGCAGAUACCGAUCCAAAGCGAAGAAAGGAACUAAACGACGCAUUUUAUAGUUUGGGAAAUCUGCGCAAGAAGUUGGGGGAAGACGACUGAGGAUAAUUUAGUUUUUAACGCUAGUCAUAACUGAAAAGAAUGACCUGAGCUAUAAGUACUA
This is a messenger RNA of Aspergillus alliaceus, 1697 nucleotides long. It is a transcript of the gene trm82, whose product is annotated as putative tRNA methyltransferase. Gene Ontology annotation, molecular function: protein binding; tRNA (guanine(46)-N7)-methyltransferase activity. Gene Ontology annotation, cellular component: nucleus; cytosol; tRNA methyltransferase complex. Gene Ontology annotation, biological process: RNA (guanine-N7)-methylation. Bases 149 to 1636 code for a protein of 495 amino acids. The transcript is spliced from 3 exons. NCBI's taxonomy places the organism in Eukaryota, Fungi, Ascomycota, Eurotiomycetes, Eurotiales, Aspergillaceae. The record is from RefSeq and is a predicted model, not a curated record.